Molecule: messenger RNA, 699 nt
Organism: Entrophospora candida
Lineage: Eukaryota; Fungi; Glomeromycota; Glomeromycetes; Entrophosporales; Entrophosporaceae
Source: the annotation of a GenBank genome assembly
AUGAAUUAUUUGAAUGGGUUAUGUUUAUUUUACUUGUAUUUCAAUGAAUUUCUAAAAUUAAUUUUGGCAUUCACGCCUACAAAUACAGUUUGGGGACAUAACGCUGUUCUUGCUGAUUCUAAAAUAUACUUUACAGGUGGACUGAUUCCAAAUCCAACAGAUUGGAAGACUCUUCGUAAUUUUCAUAGUUAUGCUACACAAUCUAAAGAGUUUUAUUAUUUAGAUGUAUCAAAACAUUUUAAAUUAAAUGAGGGUGUAAUGCCUUGGGUGGAUCUUAGUUCUGUGUCAGGAAUUCCUCCAUCACAUUCUUGGAGCUCAUUUUCACUUUGUGGACCUGAUACUUUAGUGAUGUUUGGUGGAGAUUUUGGUUCUACACAUAUCAGCAAUUCAGUUUUCAUUUAUGAUAUCAAAACACAGAAAUGGAACAACCCAACAACUACCAAUCAACCUUAUAAUAAAUUUAGUCGUUCUGUUUGUGACUUGAAGACUGGAAAAAUGUAUAUAUUUCCUGAUCGUUACUAUGGAAAUCUGAUGAUUAACAUUUUGGAUACAAUAACAUUAACAUGGAGAGUUUUUUCUAAUUAUGAUUAUUUCACACAUGGAAUACUUGAUUAUACUGUCACUUUAUUACCAAAUGGUAACAUUGCUUAUAUAGGAGGUAUUGAUCAUCAUAAUUCACCAGCAACGAGGAUGUCAAAG